AUGAUCCCUCCUCCACAGCGAGGACGCAAAACUUCACGGCCGGGGAGGCCUUCAAGACAGCCAUCCAGUGGCGAUACUCGCACGAGUACUAGUGCCAGUAGCAACAGCUCGAAUAGAAUUGCUACCCAGUCUAAUGAUUGUGUGACAUCGGACGAGCCAGUGGAGAUACACAAUAGUAACACAAAUAUUCUGGACGACUACAUGUUUCAAACAAGCAUUGAAACCAAUCCAAUGCAUACUACGACACAGCUGCUGGACUUUAGCAGCCUAGUCACUGGUACCACCACCGGCACAGGCAUGAUACCUGGGCACUUCUCAAUGACCGAUCCCACUCCCACACUCGGUGACCUAGAUACAUUCUUCGGUACCAACCACAAUAACGACGUGAUGGACAUGGGGACGUUUCACGGGUUGCAUGGCCAGGGUGAAUGCACCUGCCACGCGGGUGUGACGGAGCUACUAGCGUCGAUGCGCGGCGCCAGCAGCAGCAAUGAUCAGCGGCUGUCUCUGGACGCGCAACUUGCAAGAUUGAAGCAAUGCAUCGUAUCAUCAGAGGAAUCUAUGGGAUGCAUACACAGUCGCGACGAUUCCGAGCCUAUUCACAUUAUGGCUGUCACUAUGCUUAUUGGGUAUGUGAUCGAUGACUUCAAGAUGCUUGCGAAUGAGUCCACGGUACGCAGGGGAUCGUCGUUCUCAUCCUCAUCAUCAGUGGCCGAUUUUGCGUCUUUGGGAAAUAAAUCGAGUGUUGCCACUCCAAGUAGCACCACAACGUCUCUGGGAGACAUUAUCGAGCCUCGACUAUCAUGGGGAGUAUUUGAACUAGAGGAGGAUGAUGAGAUGGAUCUCCGACAGCGGCUAUACCUGCUGUCAUUCCGCAAACUAGAGAGGCUGUUGUCGCAACUCACACUGCAUUUGCGAGAUCAGCACAACGCGUUGGCCAGCCUUCCAGAUCCUUCACGACAUAUGGCAUUUGUCAUUGCGUGUGAUUAUGCACGACUGUGGCUUGAGCGAAAAGCUGGAGAUGUUAAGAGACUAUUUUCAUUCCAUACGACAGAUGAGAUCAUGAACUCAGUGCUUGUAUAG
Molecule: messenger RNA, 1083 nt
Organism: Penicillium subrubescens
Lineage: Eukaryota; Fungi; Ascomycota; Eurotiomycetes; Eurotiales; Aspergillaceae
Exons: 1
Coding region: 1-1083 (360 amino acids)
Source: RefSeq, a predicted model, not a curated record